CGAACCUGAAAGGUCAAACGCUGCAAACAACGUACACGCUGUAUCCCGAUGGAGUUCCCGUCGUUCCACCAUCACCACCAUCACAACAGGUACGUUCCUCCACCACCUCCAAAGAAUUUCUCAGAUGACAGCCCUAGUCUUUACCCUCAUCACAACCACCUUCUGCCGCCACCUCGUCUCCCUCCUCCUCCACCCCUUUCGUACCAUUCCCUCCCUCCACCACCACCACCACCACCUCCGGUUCCUGUGCCCCCUCCACCACCGUCUUACAACCCUCACCAAUCCCACUUCACCUUUCUUGAUGCCCAAAACCCCUCGUAUCUCAAUCACCCCCGCUCUUCCCCGCCACCACCUAGGUUUUCCAAUCAUCCCCAUAGAUUUGAUUACCGAACCGAUUCUUGGUCGGAUCCGCAUAGGAUUCUGCCGGAACGGCCUCAUCGCAAUCCGAUUUUACCCGUUGAUCGCCAUCACCGCUUGUAUUCUCCUAACUCCCCAUCUGAAAAUUAUUAUAAACCUCAUGUUUUGGAACGUGUUAUCCCUUCUAGUAGGUAUAGAGAUGAUACUAUCGUUGAUGGAUAUGCUAGUAGGGAUAUUAAUAACAUUGUUACACAGGAACAACAAGUUUUCCGAGGCGGUCCCAAUAGUGAUGACCAUCAUGGUCGCAAUACUGUUCGUUAUGCAUCUGCCCGUUCGGUUAUGGAUAUGGAUAAAGCUACUGGUUCUAGUUUAAGAAAUUCGGAGGAUUUUGUUGAAACGUAUGAGCCUUGUUAUAUGACUGUGUUGGAAAGCGAGAGAACUUGGGAUGGUCAUGGCGAUGAAGAUCCUAGAUGGGUCCAUGCUAUGAAGGGGAAGAAGAACGAAUUUGGUCAUGGGGGCAAUGAGGGGGUCUCAUUUGUGUCUGCUAGAGAGCAGUCACGGGAUUAUGAGUAUGAGUCCAGUAAGUUCAAUAGGGUUAGGGAAGGUAGAGAAGAGUUUAAGCAAGUACAAAAGAAGAGUGUUUUACUUAGGAUAGGCAAACCAAACAAUACUUAUAGGAACAGAAGCCAUGAUCAACAUUUCUCUAAAGCUUACUUGGUUGAAUCUGGUAGUAGUAAUUUUAGGGGUAAAGAUAAAGAUAGAGAUCAUACUGGUAAAGAUUCUAGUUUGUAUUUGGAUCAAAGGGUGGAGGGAGGCAGAGAACGAAGCCCUGUAGAGCUUGACGUGUCUUUUAAACCCAAUGGACUAGUUGCUAAGGCUGUUGUAACGCCCUCAAGUCCAGUGUUUGAGAAUAAUUACUCACAACCUAGGAAUAGAAAGAUUAAGAGAGCCACCGAGUUUGAUUCACCAUUAACAAAAUUCGGUGAACGUUCAACAAGAUCUGGAAGCUCUUCCUAUGGGUUAGAAUGCCCUCUUAGUUCUGAAAAGGCUCCGAAGCAGCUAAGGGAUAAAGAUUCUGCCUAUAAUGCUGUACGAGUGGGUGAUUUCAGUUCUCUGCCUUGUUCUGAUGCUGUCGAUGAUUCUUCGAGAAAUGGUGCAGAUGGUUCUUUCUCAGGCCCAGUUUUAGAUCAGGCUGGUGGCAGUGGAGGAUCUGAUGGACCUCUGUCCUUUAGGCUUAGGAAGAAAAGGAAACGCAUGAAUCUUGGUUCUCAUGCAUUUAAUUUUCAGCUUGGAGAGAAAGAAGACAAUUCUGUCAAGGGGGGAGACUUUAAGAAUAGUCCAAGUGCACAUAUUCGGGGCGUUGUUCCAUUUCCUCCUCUAGAUGAAUUAAUUGCCAGUAAAGUGGAUGAAUCUCCCCAGGCUAUGGUUUCAGAGAAAGAUUCAGAAGUUGAGAAUUUAAGUUCCUUGUCAGACCCUAGUAAUCCGAACCUUCAUGAUACAAAGAGCUGUGGUGAUGAUCCUACUGAAAACAAUACUCUAACUAAACGGAAGGUAUCUACAAUAAAUGAUGGUCUGGUGAAAGAUCUUAGCCAGCAGCCCAGUCAAAAUGAAGUUCCACUGGAACCUGAGAAUGAUGCUCAAAAGGUAUCUACGGAUGUUAUGGUGCCACUGGAUGGCACUGACAUUUCUGCUUCAUUGGGGCAUGAUCAAAUCGAGAUACAAAAAUGGCCCACUGAAUCGUAUGCUAGUUUUGAUGAUGCCAAUAUUUCUUAUAGUUUGUGCAAUGUAUCUGUCAAGAUGCCAGAAAUGAGUGCUAGUGCUGAUAUGAACUUGUUAGAUCCUUGUUCAGGUAAGAUUAUUACUGUACUCUCAGAAAAUGGUGCUGGACAAGGUUUUGAUGAUGUAUCUAGAAAGGAUGAGGAAUUCCCAUUGCUUGAGGGUACACCCAAAACUGAUGGGUGUAACCCGAGUUCUGGUGCCACCUCAAUUCUUAAUGUUUCUUUCCAGAAAAAUGUGAAGGACAUCAUUCCUGAACGUUGUAUUGCAGGUGAUGCUAGCAAGCAAACAUGCUUCAAUGAGACAAGAGAUGGUGCAAUUCUUUGUUCUGGUGAAAGUCAUAUUUAUGUUGCCAAGAAAAAUAUGAAAGAUUUGGAAAUUCAAUUCAAUUUGCCAACUCCAGGUGAGAAACAUGAGGAUGUAGUAGCUGCCGUACUUAAUGCAGGUGCAGCCCCAAGUAUUACGCACGAGGAGAUUUCGUCUGAUAAAGAUGGAGUUAGUGAGAUGGUAACGUUGAUUUCUUCACCAGUUCAGACACUAAGACCUGACAAUUGGGAGCCUAGUACAGAUAGAACUUACCUGAUUCCGAAGGAUGAUUUACAACCCUCGUCGAGUAUCCUUUCAGCGUGUGUUGAUGGCACUGGUGCGAUUGUUACCGACUCAAAUGAUAAAUCAGGCGAAUCUAUGCCUGAUAUGCUAACCAGUACUGUUACAUCCCAAAAGGUUUCCAGUUCCUCAGGCUUCCGCAGUUUGAUUCGCAAAUCAACAAAUCAAGCUAUGUCUAAUUUGAGUUUCCCUAAGGAUGAUGGCAAUAUUUGUGAAAAGUCUGUAUCUAAGGAUGGUAGUUUGUUAAAUCGUCCGGAGUCUUUGAUAGAGAAUUCUAGAACUAAUAUAAAAUCGAAUCAUUUGGAAGUAACUGGUUUUUUGGCCAACACCAAGACAGCCUCAUCUACAUACCAGGGUAGCAGUGUUAAGACUUCGAGCUUCAAUAUGAAAAUGCAGGGAUCCAAUUUGCCAAUGAAGAAACUAAGUUCCAUAUCUGCAGUCCCUAGAGUUUUUGCAGGUCAUUCAUCUCCAGUCUUAACUAAUUCAAGGAUCAAUAACCCUGCAAAGAACAUUGCAAAGCCCCGAACCUGGCAUCGAUCUACUAGCAAUUUUGCCUCUUCCUCGACAAAGUCUUCAUCAAUCUGUGUUCCUCCACCACCCAAGCAAAUUGGAAUGGGUCAGAACUCUUAUAUCCGUAGUGGCAAUACUCUCGUAAGGAAAGGCGCUCCUGUGACUGCCAUUUCUAGUGUCCCCCGUGCUUCAAGAUCUUCCCUCUAUCAAUUAAAUCCUUCAGGCCCAAUUGAGACAAGAAAUAGUGCUGGAUCAGGAAGUAAAGUUCGUAGUACUAACUCAACACUCGGUGGGUCUAGUACUCCAGUCGUGAGGCCCAAAACGCCUCCACUAUCAGGAGGCACCAAAUUACCGGAUUGCACAACAAUACACUCGAGGGAUUUGCCAACUUUACCACUUGAACAUCAGCUCAUGAAAGGUAAUUGUGAGGAAGCGGCAUCUCCUGUUGAAGGAAAUUUUGCUGUGCAAAAGGUAUCCCAGUAUCAUAAAUCGUCCAGGGCUUCUGAAGAUCAAAAUGGUACAUCCAGCAAUUCUGAAAGCCAGAAGACACUAGAUGAAGGAACUGCACCAAAGAAGAUACAGUAUGUGAAGCGGAAAUCGAACCAGCUGGUUGCAACAUCCAAUAGCGACCAAUCUAUUCAGGACUUAGAUAAGACCCAAGCAUCAUCAUCUGAUGGCUACUAUAAGAGGAGAAAAAAUCAGCUUAUUAGGACAUGGGUGGAAGAUGACUUAGUAAACACAGAUGUGCAAAAGGUUUCAAAGACAAAUGUUAAGCGACAGUCUGGUAAAGGUAUAUCUAAGAAGUAUAAACAUUUGAGAUACCCUUCAGUCUGGACACUUGGUUCUCAGUCAUUGGGAAAAGAUGGUGUCUCAUUACGUCAGAAGCUGAGGCCCCAUCUAUUCCCAUGGAAAAGAUCAAGAUACUUGGGAAAUGUGAUGAAUACCUCAGCUUCUAUACCCAGUAAUAGCUCGUCAUCUUCAAUCAGUAGCAAGUUGCUGCUUUCAAGAAAGAGAGAGACGAUAUACACAAGGUCAAAGCAUGGAUUUUCUCUCCGCAUGUCCAAGUUAUUAAGUGUUGGUGGCUCCAGUUUAAAAUGGUCAAAAUCCAUAGAAAGGAACUCCAAAAGAGCUAAUGAGGAAGCUACACUUGCAGUUGCAGCAGCUGAGAAGAAAAGGAGAGAGCAGCAUGGUACUGCUUGUACCACUGCUGAAACAAAGAGUAGGAAUAAUAUGUCGAGAGAUCGCAUAUUUCGUAUUGGCUUGGUCAGAUACAGAAUGGAUCCUUCAAGGAGGACACUUCAAAGGAUUUCAGAUGAGAAACCUUCAACUUCCAUGCAGUCAAAAGAAGAGAUCAGGAGGUCUUACGUCCCAAAGAGAUUGUUGAUUGGCCAUGAUGAAUACGUACGGAUUGGAAAUGGUAACCAGCUGGUUAGAAAUCCAAAGAGGCGAACACGCAUCUUUGCUAAUGAGAAAGUUCGAUGGAGCUUGCACACAGCCAGAUCACGGUUGGCUAAAAAGAAAAAGUAUUGUCAAUUUUUUACAAGGUUUGGUAAAUGCAACAAGGAUGAUGGGAAAUGUCAAUACAUCCAUGAUUCAUCCAAAAUUUCAGUCUGCACCAAGUUUUUGAAUGGUUCAUGCUCCAAUCCAGACUGCAAGUUAACUCAUAAGGUCAUUCCCGAAAGGAUGCAAGAUUGUUCUUAUUUUUUGCAAGGAUUGUGCUCAAACGAACAUUGCCCUUAUAGACAUGUAAAUGUGAACUCAGCUGCCUCUAUUUGUGAAGGCUUUCUCAAGGGUUAUUGUGCAGAUGGCAAUGAGUGUCGAAAGAAGCACACAUAUGCAUGCCCAGUAUUUGAAGCAACAGGCGCAUGUUCACAAGGUACAAAAUGCAAGCUUCACCAUCCUAGAAACCGGAACAUUGGGGGGCUGAAGAGGAAACAACAUUCAAUGGAACAACACCAGCAGCAGAAGAAUUCCAGGGGUCGCUACUUCGGUUCUAUUGGGGUUGGGGUUGGGGAGGCAAUCACGAUAUCUCAUUUGAUAAAGGAUGAUGAUGAUAUCAUCAAUAUCAAUGAUGACGACGACGACGAUGGUGAUUUGUGUCGAGAAGGAAAAUUUGCUGAAUAUAUCAGCUUAGGUUUUAGUAACGAAGAAGCAACAACUUUAAGCAGUGAGCCAUCAGAUUGUGGAUAUGAUGAGAUAACUAAACCCAUUCGAAUUAUGAGUAAGAAUUUGGGUGAGCCAUGAUUUGGUAGCACCUAUUGUGACAUCUUGCCUAAUCUUUUGGGUACAUAACGUUCUCUUUCGUCUGGUUUCUUGAGCCCAGAAAAGAAGAUAAUCCCCCUUAACACCUUUUUUUUGUUUUUGUUUUUGUUUUCUUGGGUCUUAGUUAUGUACUUUAGUAGUGUGAUAGGAAAUAGAAUCUUGUUUUGUUGAUCAAUGGACGCAUUAAUCAUAUAUUUUUCAUCUGAAAUCUGUCUCUUUUUGCUGUUAGUAAAUGGAUAUUUGAACCA
Cynara cardunculus var. scolymus (artichoke) is the source of this 5759-nucleotide messenger RNA. RefSeq lists its product as uncharacterized. Gene Ontology annotation, cellular component: nucleus. The transcript has 10 exons. The record is from RefSeq and is a predicted model, not a curated record. Bases 49 to 5493 code for a protein of 1814 amino acids. Gene Ontology annotation, molecular function: metal ion binding. NCBI's taxonomy places the organism in Eukaryota, Viridiplantae, Streptophyta, Magnoliopsida, Asterales, Asteraceae.